Messenger RNA from Mya arenaria, 2526 nucleotides. Its product is annotated as stimulated by retinoic acid gene 6 protein-like. Gene Ontology annotation, molecular function: retinol transmembrane transporter activity; signaling receptor activity. Gene Ontology annotation, cellular component: plasma membrane. Bases 1 to 2526 code for a protein of 841 amino acids. The record is from RefSeq and is a predicted model, not a curated record. Gene Ontology annotation, biological process: vitamin A import into cell. NCBI's taxonomy places the organism in Eukaryota, Metazoa, Mollusca, Bivalvia, Myida, Myidae. The transcript is spliced from 19 exons.
AUGACUCCUACAGUAAACAACAUCACGGAAAUGAAGACACCAGCUCAAGUGACAAUGACAGGAACAGCCCAUGGUUUCGUUGCCUAUUGCGGGUUUGUGACCCUGGAGGCGUCCCACACGCACCCCGUCUUGGUCAUGUUCUUGAGAAUACUUAUGUCAGAGAAGGAGAAGAGAGAUAAGAAAGCCCUGGAAGAAGAUCCGGAGAAAUACGCAUUGAGAGCGUACCGCAAAUCUCAGAUGGAUUACGUAAAACAAAUGCAGGAACGUCUGUCCAAGCUGUAUUACAUGGUCAAGAAACAAGCAGGUGAGCUUGUGAAGAAGAUCGACGCAGCUGGAAUGGACGCAAAUGAUGUUGAUGACAUGAUGAACAGCGAUGUUGAUAUAAAAGAAGCGGCCAAGAGAAACUGGAGUAAAGCGCUGAUUACAGCUAGGUUUGUGCAGAGAAUGCAGAGAUAUGUUGAUGAAAAAGGUGUAGAAUGUGUGACUCAACUCCACGACGACAUAUUUCAUUACUGGCUUCUCUUGCCGUCGUCGCUGCUGAUCUUGCUUCUGUCCUUCUCCUUCCGGCGACGGAACAUGUGCCUCUCAUGUCUGGGUGGCCGCCCCGGCGCCGUCUUCCCCAUGGAUCUCCUGGGAAAAUCAAACCGGACAUCAUACGCGGCCGCAUGGGGCGCUAUUUCAUUUCUUGUAGCCCAAAUGGUGUUCGGAAGUUCCAAUAUCGUGAAACUAGAGGGACCUAACUACGUCACCAUCUGGAACAAGAUUCUGUCGGUGAUUGUGUUAGCCGUGGGUUAUUUUCCCAUGUUUGCUGCGCUGGCCCUUGAGUCUGUCGUUGGCUACAUGGUGGCAACACUUUAUACCUGGGCGCUGUUUGGGAUCGAUAUCUACAAAAUCUUCGAGUGUGACUUUAUAUUGUCGACACGGAUGCUCAUAAUAGCCCGUGACCUGCCCAACCUGCUCUGUCUGGGAUACCUGUGUGUAAGUCUCCCCGUGCGCAUCGUGCAGGCGCUCCGCCGGCGCUCUAUUGGGUUUUACUCGUCAGCGGAAAUGGUUUCCAUUCUCAACAUGGACAAAGAUGUUGAGAACACAUCGGAAGCAGAACACGUCCGCGCGCUGCUCCGUCCGCCAAAACUGGAAAGGGAGAAGCCUGUAGGGAUAGGAGCAAAGGUCAUGAACCUAGGGAAAUCGAUCACCAAAAAACUCUUAUACAGUAACAAACACAAAUUCCGUUACUCGUCAAGGAUCCUGUCUGUUAUGCUGAUGGGGGUCCUUCUUAUAUACAAGGUUUCGCUAGAAACCUUCGUCACGGGCUUGUCAGCAAUAAAAAUGAUUAAGCGAGGUUUUGAUGCAACCAUCGACAGGAUUGGGGAGGAGCCUUACCCUGGGGAGGAGGAGUGGAUAACCUAUACCCGGGAUGGCAUCUUAUUUUUAAACUUUCUCCUUUUCAACAUAAGAAUCGUCUUCAUCGUUUCCCUUACAUUAACACUGGUGACCGGGCUUGUGACAAUUAUUCACAUGCUGGCUUCAUACAGGGAGAAUUUGCUUGACCUAUACCGCGGAGACAACACCCACAUUCCACACAGGUCCACAAUGAGUAACGCCUCGCUCCUCAUUGGUAGUAUGCGCUAUGCUGGUUACCAAGUGGCAUAUAUUGCUUGGGGUUACGUCCUCCACUUUGCCAUUCUGUUCAUCGUGUGCUUUGCGUUGUGUAUCGUUAUCACGUUGCUUAUGUUCGGAGUCUACAGCUGGAUUAUUUGGAUCCUAAAGGCCAUUUGGCCGGCCUUUUUAAUGUGGAUACUGCUAAUGAUGCUACAGAAACUGUCGGCUUCCCUGGCGUUCCUACAAGGGCGUGGCCUAUACCUAGCAAUCGAAAACAGACGGGUGCUUUUCAUUUUUUCCUUCUUUAUGUUCUUCUACAACAUCUUUAUUGGGUUCGUUUCCUGCCUUCUCCGCAUCAUCAAAUCUAUCGUGAUAGGCGCGCUCAUGUUGCCUCGCCUCGAUAACAGUGCUCUGCCAAGACGCUUCCAGAUGAUGGAUCCCGGUUUCGUUGCCUAUUGCGGGUUUGUGACCCUGGAGGCGUCCCACACGCACCCUGUCUUGGUCAUGUUCUUGAGACUGCUAAUGUCAGAGAAGGAGAAACGAGAUAAGAAAGCCCUGGAAGAAGAUCCGGAGAAAAACGAGAAAGUGGUUGAGAAAACAAGAGCCUUCAUCCGAGCAAGAAUACGUUGGCAGACAGCGUACUCCAUCCUGAACAACCCAGCAUUGAGAGCGUACCGCAAAUCUCAAAUGGAUUAUGUGAAACAAAUGCAGGAACGCCUGUCUAAGCUGUAUUUCAUAGACAAGAAACAAGCCGGUGAGUUGGUGAAGAAGAUCGACGCAGCUGGAAUGGACGCAAAUGAUGUUGAAGACAUGAUUAACAGCGGUGUUGAUAUAAAUGAAGCGGCCAAGAGAAACUGGAGUAAAGUGUUGGUUAUGGGUGGGUUCAUGCAGAGAAUGCAAAAUUAUGAGGCCUCAACGGAAUUGUAA